This is a messenger RNA of Prunus persica (peach), 1141 nucleotides long. RefSeq names its product serine/arginine-rich SC35-like splicing factor SCL30. NCBI's taxonomy places the organism in Eukaryota, Viridiplantae, Streptophyta, Magnoliopsida, Rosales, Rosaceae. Bases 138 to 947 code for a protein of 269 amino acids. The transcript is spliced from 8 exons. Gene Ontology annotation, molecular function: RNA binding. The record is from RefSeq and is a predicted model, not a curated record.
GAAGCUUUUAAAAAUCAGGGUUCGAUUCUUUGUCCGAUUAUAAAUUUUUCAGAAUUUCAGAUCCAAAGGAAAAAUCCUAGAAGCUCUCGUCGUACGUUUCAGUGUCUUCGUCAGAGAUACAGGCACUAGUAUCACAUAUGAGGAGGUACAGCCCACAGUACUAUAGUCCUCCAAGGAGGAGCUAUGGCGGAGGCGGCGGCGGAGGGGGACGAGGAAGAAGCCCCCCAAGGAGGCGCAAGGAGCAGAAUAGUGGAAGCCUUUUGGUCCGGAACAUUCCUCUUGAUUGCAGACCUGAAGAGCUACGAGUUCCCUUUGAAAGAUAUGGGCUUGUUCGGGAUGUCUACAUUCCCAAGGACUACUACACUGGGGAACCUCGGGGAUUUGCAUUUGUGCAAUUUGUGGAUUCUUAUGAGGCUGCAGAGGCUCAGUAUCAUAUGAACGGGAAAAUUUUUGCUGGGAGGGAGAUAUCUGUGGUUGUUGCUGCAGAGACAAGGAAAAGGCCAGAGGAGAUGCGUCAAAGGACUAGGGUUAGAGGGCCAUCAGAGCAUGGAGGAAGGCGAUCGUCUUAUUAUGGACGUUCUCGUUCUCGUUCACGUUCGCCACAUUAUCCAUCAAGUUCUAGAAGCCGAUACCGCUCAAGGUCCUAUUCACCUGCUCCAAGACGCCGUGGUGACUCUGUUUCCCCAAGUAGAAGGCGCAGAGACCACCCAAGAUCACCACGUGAUCUUCCACUAGAGCGAGAUGCUGAUCAUGAUCGCAGGCCAUAUUCUCCAGGUUAUGACAAUGUUGCUGGGCCAAAUGAAAAUGAUGGAUAUGAAAAGAAACCUAUGCACGAGGAUAAGGAUGGAAGAGGUCAUUGGAGGUCUCCUAGUCCUGGUAGAGCAUCCAGAUCACCAUCUGGAUCUAGGUCCAGAUCUGCUGAGUUAUCACCUAGGCGCAGCAGAUAAGGAAAAGAGCAAUGUGAAUGCAUAAGCAUACAUUUAAUCAUGUCUGGCAGAUUUUGAAUUUUUCGGGUUGUAACAUUAGUUUGUGAGCCUGAGUUCCGGGCUUGUGUGUGCAAACAUUUGGAAGUUUGGAACAAUUAAAACCUUGUUUUUGCAUUUCUUUGGAUCAUGAAAGUUGUGUAUGGUUUCAUUUGAGA